AUGCAAAAACAAAUUCAGGGUAGUGCUGAUGAACUAGCCCAACAUGAACGAGAGCGUGUUUCUGAUCACCUAGAGUUGAUAACUGUGUAUGCAGGAAGUAUGGAUUUACAGAGCAUGAAUAUAAGAGAACGACUUAAGGAACUGACCUCAAAGAGGGAAGACUUGAUGAAACAACUCUCUGAAUGUCGUCAAGAAAAUGAGAGCUUAAAGAAUUCCAUAAAGAAUUUGGAGAAGAUUGUCAAGGAUGUCCGGCUGAAAAUGGUGGGCCACACUGAGCGACUGAUCACAAUAGAGCGGAGAAUGGAAGAGCUGCCACGCAAAGAAAAGUUUGAGGAGCACUCACGCGAUUUAGCAACCAUAAAAGAGAAGACAGACAGAUUACAACAACAAAUCUUAUCGAUGGACGGGGGUGCAACUGUUUCCAGAUACGGAACCCUUAAUGCUAUGGCAGAUGCACUAACGACUCAGCUGGCUGCUCAUGACAGGCAGAUUGGCAUUCACGAUGUGAGACUUGCCGAGAUGGAUCUUAGAUUUCAGAUCUUGGAAACGGCCAACUACGAGGGCGUGCUGGUGUGGAAGAUAAAAGAUUACAUGAGGCGAAAACAGGAAGCGAUAACCGGCAGAACCCUGUCGCUGUACAGCCAGCCGUUCUACACGUCGCUGUACGGCUACAAGCUGUGUGCCCGAGUCUAUUUGAACGGAGAUGGGAUGGGUAAAACCACUCACAUCUCGUUAUUUUUUGUAUUAAUGCGAGGUGAGUACGACGCAUUAAUGCCCUGGCCGUUCCAGCAAAAGGUAACACUCUGCCUGCUGGACCAGGGACCACUGGGUCCUCAGAAGAACGAUCUGUCGGACCACUUCCAACCGGAUCCAAACAGCAGCAGCUUCAAACGGCCCACCACGGAGAUGAAUAUUGCCUCGGGCUGUCCACUGUUCGCAUCACAUUCGGUAGUGGAAAACCCACGCAAUAAUUACCUGAAGGAUGACACCAUCUACAUCAAAGUGGUGGUAGAAAAUGUCGCUACUAGCGUGCAGUAACCAUAUCGGUUAUGAGAUGCAUACUGUUCUGAAUUUUCAAUAGAAAGUAUACUGAUGUCCAAAAGAAACUUUGCAUUCAUAAAACUUUAAUAAUUUGAUAAAAAAAACAUUUGCUAAUAGAAAAUAACCAGUUUAGAAAUUACCUUCCAAAUACUUUGUAUGUAUCACAAAAUGUAACAUCUUUAUGCAAAUGACAUAAAAUAAAUAUGCAU
Messenger RNA from Gigantopelta aegis, 1250 nucleotides. Its product is annotated as TNF receptor-associated factor 3-like. The transcript has 5 exons. Gene Ontology annotation, molecular function: protein binding; zinc ion binding. The coding region runs from base 1 to 1038 and encodes 345 amino acids. Lineage: Eukaryota; Metazoa; Mollusca; Gastropoda; Neomphalida; Peltospiridae. The record is from RefSeq and is a predicted model, not a curated record. Gene Ontology annotation, biological process: positive regulation of JNK cascade; protein K63-linked ubiquitination; regulation of canonical NF-kappaB signal transduction. Gene Ontology annotation, cellular component: plasma membrane signaling receptor complex.